UCCUCUCACACGGCUGAUUAAAAGUCUGAUUUUCUCCUCGUUUAUGAUGCAGUGGUUUGGAGCGCUGAUCCUCUUUGUGACUCUGUCUGCAGCGUUUGGACUGAAAUGCCACACAUGUCAAGGCGAAACCUGCACCAACCCACAAACUUGUCCUCCCAACACUGACCGUUGUGCCACCACUAAAGUGAACGAUGUUGUCACUAAGACAUGCAUAAUUAAUAGCGCAUGUGUUGGUACCACAAAGUGCUGUGAGAAGGACUUGUGUAACAGCGCCAUACCCACUGGUUCCAGUGUCCUCCUCCUGCUGGUAUCCUCAAGCAUCAUCACACUCUUUCUCUGAGGCUCAGGAGCAGCCACAGCUGAAGAAUAUUUGUCUUCUCUCUUACCCAUUGUGAAACUCUGGAAGAACAAAAAAAAAGAUCCAAAAUGUAAAAGCUGUGAAUGAUGGCAAAUUGAAGUUUGCUCAAUAAAAAACAAUUGAUCAACCACU
This is a messenger RNA of Epinephelus lanceolatus (giant grouper), 490 nucleotides long. The record is from RefSeq and is a predicted model, not a curated record. NCBI's taxonomy places the organism in Eukaryota, Metazoa, Chordata, Actinopteri, Perciformes, Serranidae.